Molecule: messenger RNA, 705 nt
Organism: Blepharisma stoltei
Lineage: Eukaryota; Ciliophora; Heterotrichea; Heterotrichida; Blepharismidae
Source: the annotation of a GenBank genome assembly
AUGGGAAAUCUAACUUCCUGCUCCUGCAUAAAUCAGGAAAGACUUAAAGAAGACCAAAUCAUAACGGCUGCUGCCAAAUCUGACUCUGCUAUAGGAAUUUCUUAUCAAAAAUAUGAAAGCAAUAUGAUCCCUGAAAUCAAAGAAAUCUAUAUAAAAUACCUUAAUGGAAAAGGAAAUAGUAUAAGGAAUAUUCAGAUUAUUGAUAGAGGGCUGGGAGAAAUUGGCUGCAUGCUGUUAAGUUUGAUAAUACCUGAGCUUCCUAAUUUAGAAGAAUUAAACUUGGUGAGUAAUCAAAUAGGAACUUCAGGAGCAAUUAAAUUAUCUAGUGAGCUUGCUAAAUUAGAUAACUUAUGCAUACUUAUCAUUGCUUAUAAUCAUAUUGGAGAUGAUGGAAUAAUGGCUAUGUCUUCUGCUAUUCCGUUUCUAAAAAACUUAAAAUUAAUUUCUUUUGAAGGGAACGAGAUAACGAAUGAAGGAGCUAAAAAUAUUACAAAUAAUUUGAAAGAGAUGGAGCAUUUAAAAAUUUUUAAUAUCAAAAACAAUGAAAUAACGGGGAGAGGAAUGAAGAAAAUAGCAGAAGCACUUAGUGAUAUUAGCACACUUGAAGAGUUUUAUUUUGAUAUAGAUGAAAUUAGGUCAAAAGACCUAGAUAUAAUAGAAGAGAUCUUAUUAGGAGUAUCAUUAAACACCCAUAAAGAAAUUUAA